Messenger RNA from Colletotrichum destructivum, 2317 nucleotides. RefSeq lists its product as uncharacterized. The coding region runs from base 438 to 2228 and encodes 596 amino acids. The record is from RefSeq and is a predicted model, not a curated record. The transcript is spliced from 2 exons. Lineage: Eukaryota; Fungi; Ascomycota; Sordariomycetes; Glomerellales; Glomerellaceae.
CUGAGAAUGAAAACGCGUUGACUCUCGACUUGGCAGACAUCUCAUCGACCGACACCUUUCUUUUCACAAUCGCUCACGUCGACUGGACCCUCAAAAGGCCAUUGCUUUGCUACUAUCCAUGCAACCACGCACACUCCUCUCUACCUAAAUCGAGUCAUUCUCGUGACAAACCGCAAAGGUUUCAGGUCGCCCAGAUUCAAGCGAGAACAAGCGGUCAGUUCGCUGUGGUAUACUUCCACCACUGGUUUUCCUCUGUUGUCUUCCUGUUGGUCAACAGCGUCGCGGUCGCAACCGUGUUAGGCGGCAUUAGCUACCGCCCUGCGUUUCCGAGAGUCAACCAUCAUCGGCCUCCCUGCCUCUCGUGUUCUCCAUCAAGACCGACUCAACGGACAGCCAAUGAUCACUUAGCCAAUUGACAGAAAGCCGGGAGGUUCAGGAUGGCAGUCUUUCCACAAUUCGGGCCGGACCCCAGCAUUACAUUGCUACAGCAAUGCCAGUUCAUCAUCAGCCGAAUUGCCCUUAUUCUUGAUGAGCUUGCGCGGCUCAAGUCAGCCCUUAGAGGACGUCCACCGUCAGGCCACAAGCUCCUGCCGUGGAACCAGGCUGUCCCCGGACUUGGUGCCUUCGAACGACUGAUCCUAUCUGAGAAGAAGCACAUCGAGAAGAUGGUGCAGUCGUAUGACGUCGGAGCCGACGAGCAGGUGGACCUUACGACGCUCGACAGUAGGGUCCGUCUGAGGCUGGAUGCGUCUAAUUACAAGUUCUACGAGACGGUGUGGGAAGUCACCAAGCGCUGCUGCGAUCUCACGCGGAUGCAGAAGGAGCUGUCGUACAAGGCGGAGAGCGGAAAGAGUAUCAGCGCGGUGGUCGACCUUGUCGUCAACGGCGGCGCCGAUUGGAUCAAGGUUGUCACGACGACACAGCGGAGGAUGUUUUACGAGAUGACCGAUGCUGGGUGGGAUUGGGACGAGGACUUUUCAGACGAAGGCGCCACCGCCGACGAGGCGAUGCUAGCGAUCCUCCAAGACGAGACGGAGGACAGCAUCGAGGUCGCCAGGGUCGCGAGGCACAUGUUGGCCGCGGCGCGGACGUCGUACGAGGGUUAUCGCCGGCCGCGGGUGCGCAUCCUCAUGACGCGCAUCUCGGAGGGCGAGAACGCCGCGGUCGACCACCUGCUCCGCCUCGUGCGGAAGAUGGGCGGCGACGGCGUCGAGCUCAUCGUCGAGACAGCCAACAGGCCAGGGGAGGAAGGCGGAGGGAUCCUCGCGCGUCCGUCGCCGCCGCUCGACGAAGCCGUCGCGAACCUUGUCCGCGCGGAUCCCUUUGGGGACUUCUCUGGCACGCUCAACGUCGAUUGCUCCGUCUUCAUGGCGCUGGCGUCGGACUUUAGCCAUACGGCCAUCGGCCCAGGGUCGGAGCUACUGCGGUCGGAGCAGCACCGCAUCGACGCGGCGGACGAGGUGGAAAACGGACCGAGGCUCGCGACGACGCUGUACCCGGCGCUCGCCGGGAGGGGGCUCGUUUGUACGCGGGAGGCGGCGGACACGUUUCUCAAGAUCGUGUACCUGAUCGGGACGGAUUCGGAACAGGCGCGGACGAGGGUCAUCUUUGGCAACCAGGGGGAGGAGGGUGAUGGCACACGCACGCCCGAGGCCGUCGAGGAGGACCGCAGACGCCGCAUCGACGCCCUGCGGAAGCUCUCGGCCCACCCUGUCCCUGACGACCUGCGGCUCCCCGUCGACGUGGUGGGCGGCGUCUCGUGGGACGACGCGCGGCGGAUGGCCUCGCUCGGCGAGCUGCCUCAGGCCGCGCUGGCGGUCGGGCGGAAGGGGUCCGGGCUGAACGCGACGGCGGCGAGCUCGUUCCUGUACGGGUGGGCGAGCGGGCUGACGACGGUGACGUCCAACUGGGAGGCGGCCAAGAGGCUGCGGACAGCGGUCGAGGCGGGCUGCGUCGACGGGGCCGAGGUCGGGCCGCAUGUCUGGCGGAUCCCGUUCUCGAGGAAGCUGCUCGCCAGGCCGAAGGGCCCGAGAGGUGGUGGUGGUGGUGGUGAUGGGGAUGGGGAUGGCCGCGGGGACAAGGGCGACCAGAGUGUCAAGGGGGGACGGGUGAAGGGCCGGCAGGAGAGGAGGGUCGAGAAGGAGAAGUCGCUGCAGAGCUGGAUCACCUCGGAGGAGACGACGGAUGUGAAGAGGGAGAAGAAGCCGGGAGACGCUGACGACGAAUGAGGAGUGAGUCGGACUGGUCUUAUGAACUCUGUUGUACGUACGAUCCCCGGCGUCUAUCAAGAUCAUCUACGACCCCAAAGAACCCCCUC